This is a messenger RNA of Cyprinus carpio (common carp), 1638 nucleotides long. Its product is annotated as butyrophilin-like protein 2. The record is from RefSeq and is a predicted model, not a curated record. Gene Ontology annotation, biological process: immune response; negative regulation of T cell proliferation; T cell costimulation. Lineage: Eukaryota; Metazoa; Chordata; Actinopteri; Cypriniformes; Cyprinidae. Gene Ontology annotation, cellular component: external side of plasma membrane.
AGGUGAACGAAUCGUCCAGGAACGACACAUCACUAGCACAGAGUGACUCCACCCAUAUAUGACUUUCUGCUCUCGUGAAGCAACAUGGCGUUUUGAAAUUUUGUUCAAGAUGUUCUUAAAGAACUGGUUUAUCUAGAUGAGCUGCAGAUUGAAUUUUCUUCGAGGAAGAAAGCACUGCAGGUUUAAUGGUACUGCCUUCAUUGCAGCAGAUCACUUUCACUUUGACGACGGAGAGAGAUGAACUGAACUUCAGCUGAACAUGGAGCUGCUUAUGAUCCUUUUAGUGACUGUAAUUCCAGUUAUAUCUGACGGGUUGAGUGUGCGCGGUCCGUCUGCUCCUCUGGUGGCUCCUCUGGGAUCUUCAGUGGUUUUGCUCUGUUCUGUUGAUGCCUUACCAGUGGAGGGUCUGGAGGUGGAGUGGAGAAGACCAGACUCAGAGACUCUGGUUCAUCUGUAUCAGGAUGGAGCGAGUCAAACAGAAGCCCAGCAGCAGGAUUAUCAGGACAGAGCUCAUUUCUUCACUGAAGAGAUUCAACAUGGAAACUUCUCCCUCCGUCUGGACGAUCUGAGAGCUGAAGAUGAGGGACAAUACACAUGUACAGUUCACGGUCAGCAGGAUUCUGGAGAAACUGUGGUUGAGAUAAAAGAUGUUGUACGUUUGCUAGUAUCGGGCUCAGAUGAGUCCAUAUCUGCGUCUGUUGGUGAAGACGUCACUCUGAGCUGCUCUGUAGACUCUCACAUCACACCUGAACACUUUGACGUUACAUGGAAGAAAACAGAUGAAAAUAUUCAGGUUCUGCUCUUCCAAGAUAAUAAAACUUUACCAGACUCAUCAGAUGAGCGAUACAGAGACAGAGUUGAGCUCUUCACUGCUGAAAUCCCCAAAGGAAACUUCUCUCUCAGACUGAAGAGCGUCAGAACUGAGGAUAAAGGAGUUUAUAUGUGUGAGGUGUUUGCUGGAGGACUUUCAGCCAAUACAACUGUAGAACUGGAGCGACUGGGUUUCUCUGUUUCACACAUCAUGGUGUUGAUUCUCUGUGUUUCUGCGUCUGGAUCUGCACUCCUGCUCUGCUGCCUGAUCUACUGCAGAAAUCAGAACGGGUUCACUGUGACAUAUUCUCAAAACACACGUGUUCGUCUGGGAUCUUCAGUGGUUCUGAAGUUUUAUAGAGUUAAACCUUUACAAACGGAGGAUCUGAAGGUGGAGUGGAGAAGAAAAGACACUAAGACUCUGGUUCAUCUGUAUCAGGAUGGUGAGAGUCAAGCGCAGCAGGAUUAUCAGGACAGAGCUCAUUUCUUCACUGAUCAGAUUCAGCAGGGAAACUUCUCCCUCCGGCUGGACAAACUGAAAAAAGAUGAUGCUGGGGAAUACACAUGUAGAGUUCACAGCAAACAGAGAUCUGUGUUUUCAACUCAGUUUACUUUAGAAAAGGGUAGGUGAAUAGAUAAAUAAAUGUAUGCCGUUUUAACCAUUAUAUUAGUAUAAAAUUAGUCUUUAUAGACUUUGCCAUGAAGCAUGUUCAGUCAUAAACUGUCAGAGUUUGUUAUGCUGUGCUGUGGCACUUAAAGCACUAUUAAAAUGUUUUCAUCACAUGAACUAUGAACGUGUUCCACUAAAGUUUGACAAAUACUACAUGA